Messenger RNA from Neocloeon triangulifer, 10624 nucleotides. It is a transcript of the gene nonC, whose product is annotated as serine/threonine-protein kinase SMG1. Gene Ontology annotation, biological process: nuclear-transcribed mRNA catabolic process, nonsense-mediated decay; phosphorylation. Gene Ontology annotation, cellular component: nucleus. The record is from RefSeq and is a predicted model, not a curated record. Bases 195 to 10106 code for a protein of 3303 amino acids. The transcript is spliced from 46 exons. Lineage: Eukaryota; Metazoa; Arthropoda; Insecta; Ephemeroptera; Baetidae. Gene Ontology annotation, molecular function: protein serine/threonine kinase activity; protein binding.
CCGUCAUCACAUGGUAAACACACAGGCAGUUUUUAUGUUUUCACACGAGAAAACUGCAAAUAACUUUUCUGCAAAUAAACGCGUUAUUUCGCAGAAUUCGGAAUGGUUUUCCAACACGCCGGUCACUCAAGAUUUUGCUUUAUCGAUGAUGCUAUAGCAUGAAAUUCAGCGACCCUUAGAGAGACUCUAUAGAAAUGGACGCAGACGAGCCAGAUGCUCCAAUUAGUAGGCCUGUCAAGGGGGUGCUGGAGAUUCCGACAAUGGUCAUUCACAACAGUUCGGAGGAGAGCACCAAAGGUCAGCGGUCGGGUCACCAGAGGCGAGAGAGUGGCUGGAAAUCGAAAUCCAGCGAGAAACGUAGCACUGGUGGCUCUCGUAAAAUCUUCAAAGGGGAAUCAUCAUCCAAAAGCAACAAGAAAGAUAGCCACAGGACAAAAGAGGGAAUCUUGACAUCUCUCUUGCCUGAGGAUUGCAGGAUUUCAACCCUCUUGCGACGAAUGCACCACGAAAACAACAUGGAAGUGUUCUUUUCCAUCACCGCCACCUUAAAGGAGUCCCUGACGUCUCCCGACAAUAACCGAUACAUCCGCAGAGCCCUCGAAACCAUCACCGAGUCGUUGCUGGACAUUCUGCAAAAUGGGCCAAGCAGUGAUGCCAGGUCGGAAGGUGCUCGGUGUCUUGGAGUUGCUGGCUAUGCCCUAGAUGGAGACGCAAAGAGGUUCUUCGAUUGGAUUUUUACAACUUUCCAAAGAGAAAAAAGGGACGACGUCAGACUCCUCCUCAUUGAAGCUUUGCAGCAUAUGCUGAAGUUGGAGAAAGACCACCCAAAACUGAAUGAUUUGACUGAGGAUUGGGAAUAUUUUGAGAUAACUUUACUGAUUCUGCUUACUCAGCUUCAUGAAAAUCUGGAGUGCACAGAAAAUUCCGAUAUAAUGUGGGCGAUUCUAGAAACCAUCCUUCUCGUAGACAAAACUUACUCCAAAGCGAUCAUCAAGUUCUUCCCUGACAUAGUUGACAUUCUGAUAGGAUGGCACAUUGACAUCUCGCAGCCAGAUGCCGUCAUAAAAAUUGCUUCAUAUGGUCUGAAAGAAUUGAAUCAGUACUGGAUACUUGAAAUUCCAUUCACACUCAACCUCCUAAGCCAGUUUUUAGAAGAUAUGGAGGCUUACAGAGAAGAUCUCAUGCUCACUGUCGAGGGCCAUUCGGACCCAGAAAACACGCCAGAGGAUUUUGUCCAGCGAAUAAAACUCACCAUCCAGGUUUACAACACGGUUGUUCAGUGUCUAGGACAGGAAGCAAAACCUAAGGAAGGUUCAGUGAUAACACCAGCUUUUUGGAGCGAUGGCAUGAAGAGAGUCAUCGAAACUGUUCUUUGUUCAACUGCUCACUCUGCAAUGCAAGAAUCUGUAAUUUUGGCUGCAAACGAAACUGUUCUGAUUUUGCUCGACUUGAUUGGAGGUCUUGGUUGGAAUACAGGUUUGCAUUCAUACAUCAAAAAGCAGUUAGAAAAUAUCCAGACUUUUGCCACCUCAACCAUGAUUUCAUUCUGUGAAACUGUUUCAAAGGCUGUUAGAGAGUGCAGAGUAUAUUUGCCAAUUGAGCUCAUAGGUGAGCUUAUUGGACCACAGUCGCCUUUGCUGAAACUUCGAGAAAGCAGCGAGAAACAAACCACAGCUUUGAUUGGAGUUUAUCACAGUCUUUUGAGUUUGAAAAACAUUCCCCUUCUGCAAGAGACGUAUAGCCUGGUGUUGCAAGAUCUAGAAAAGGCUUACAAGGUGCUGGUACCAGAGGUGGAGCCUUUUGUUCUCGGCAAUGUAUCAAACGGUUUCAAAGAUUACACUCGAGAGGAAGCUGAAAUUGUGGUACUUUUCCUGCUAAACUCGUUGAUCGACAUAGCGAGGGAAAGUUCCAUCAUUGGCAUGUGGGCCUUGAAGCCCACUAUUAUGGAACUCUUGUCGGAGCACCUGGUUCCACACUACAAAAUGCUGAACACCGUCUCUCCAGCCAUUCAGUUUACUCUACUUACCAUUAUGAACUGCCACUGCACAAAGUACAGCAACUUCAUGUCCAGUUCUAUUUUGGUCAAAUCUGGUUCCCAGCACUUUGCUCAGGAUAGUUCUAGUCCAUCCACGGGAUACUUCACCCUUGUAUUGAAGAUUUUGACUGAAACUUUAUCAGAGGAAAACACAGUUUGCCAAGAGGUGAUGCUUUUGUGUCUGCAUUGGAGUAGAGAGCUGAUCUUGCAAGCCAAAUCUUGUAUUGAGAAGUUGCUGACCGCACAUGAAUUUGUGGACCUGCUCAGAGUGAUCAUUGCUGCUGGUGCUACUGUGCAGACGGAAAUUGCUGUUGCAGUGGCAGGAUGUUUAAACAAACUCCUGGAAAUACACCCUCUCACUGGACCUCUGGAUAACGUACUCAUAAGCAUUGUCAAGCUUUGCAUUCUUCACAUGAAUUCUGUUGAUCCUCUGGUGAAAGCUUGUUAUCACGAGGUUUUUCUUCUUUGUCCGUGGACGUGCUCUCUGAAGGAAAUUGAGAAAUUAGAUAAAAGUUUAAAAUCUGGAACAAAGCAAUACGGCUCAACUCUAGUGGACAGAGUAUCCAGGAUACACCACAGCCGUAUAAACAUUGGAGAGUUGAACAGUUUCCAGUUUUCCAAUCUCAUGUCUUACUUACUCCAAGGAUCUGUGCAUAACAAUCAGUGGCUAGUCGACACUUUAAACUUGAGCUUGAUCUCAUCACCGAACAACACAAAUGAAGAAAUAGAAAAGGUGCGAAUCGCAUGCAGUCAUUCCAUCAAAGCUCUUUGGAAAUGGGCAACAUGGCAAGCAGCUCAAUUCACUGUCAAUUCAAAGUUGCGGACUCCACUAGGAAAGCCACAAGACACCUUUUCAGCAAUUGAGAAUGCCAUCAAAGGCUUGGCAAGAGAAUUUGACUGUGACAAAACUACUGAAAAUUUUCAAUCAAAAACCACAAUUCAUGAUAUGACCCAGGCGAGGCUGUUGCUGGAUUUCCUAGAGCAGCUCGAGAAGUCGAUUUACAAUGCAUCACAUGGGUGUUCAGUCGCCAUGCCCAUUGCACCAAAACCUGUUCGACUCUUCUUUUACACCAACAGAUCAGUCUGUGCAGAGUGGAUUACUCGCAUUCGCUGGGCAACAGUCAUGGUUGCAAUCCAUUCCGGCAUGCCCCACGUAGCCGUCAGACAAGGGCUUGUAUUGCUGAGUGAUCUAACCUCUCAACAGCAAAUAUCUCAGGUAGAGGUUGAAAAGGCAACAAUCUUGCUGACAAACUCUUUGCUGCAACUCAAAGAGCCAGAGGCACUUCAAGGCCUGCACAGAUGGUGCAGUGAUAAGACAAGGCUUAGAUUCCCGUGGAUCAAAGCAGCAACGUUGCAAGCAGCUGAAAGAUUUGAGGAUGCAAUCCAAGAGUACUCUAAAAAAGAUGCGUUGCAAGAAAAUGUACCUCCGCACCACCAUGCCAUCAACGCAGAUCAAUUGUGCGAGUGCCUAUUUAGUGAAUCUAAUUGGAGUCAGCUGGAAUUAGUGAAAGAGGAGCUAGGCAAAUAUUGUGGACGCUACGAUACCCUGAUUUCCAGUUCAAUGACCCUUGAGACGGUGAAAAGACUGAGCAACUUUGAGCAACUAAAAUACGAGCGAGCUGAAAAAAUUGAUUUUGACUUGCGCAAACCAAACAAAGUACUAGCUCAAAUAUUAGAGGAAUUUACAACAUUGUCCUUAGAACUGAAAGAGUCACCUACCAAAAAGUCCAGUCAAAUGAUUUCCUUGGCAAACCAAUGCAACAAAGCUCUGCAGAGUUUGCUUGAAGAAAGUUUAAGGCAAAAUUCUGAUCAUAUUUGCCAAGACGUCCUGAUUCUACAGCAAGUAGGCCAAGCUUUGUCCAGUUACAUGAAAGACCCAGCCUCACAAUUUUACAAUCCAUUCCUUCUGGAUUUGGAGAAUAUGAGUUCGCAAGUGCUAAGAAAAGUGCUUUAUUGGAAUAAACUUUUCCAAGCAAUUCGUCAAGACGAUGAUAUGUCCUUAACAUAUCUGACUGCUAGUCGUUUGGCUAGAAAAUCAGGCAAUUACAACAGGGCCAAAAUCUUGCUAACAGAUUACUGGUGCACCAAAAAAGGAAGUGAUGUCGCAAGCUUUGAAACGCUGGAGCCUGAUUUUGGAGUUGACUUUGCUGCUGAAAAAGAAACUGCCAAACUGUUUUAUUGCAUCAACAAAAGAACAGAGGCAAUUGAAAUCCUGUCUAAGAGCACUCUUGAGUUUGCUCAAAUUGCAGUCUCAGACGGUAGCAUUGAAGAUAAAACCGCCGCCUCGGAGCUCGCACUGACACUUGCUAAGAAAUUGGCAAAGUUCACUUCAGCGGAAAAGCAACACAAUGUUCAAAACCUGAACUCGCUCAUGUACUUGCUUCAGUGGGCUGAUAAACGAUCUGUCUGCAUGAUUGCUCUGGGAAUCAAAGUUUCAGAUGCUAUUGGAGAUUCAUUUUCGCGACAACUGUACCAAAUUGCCCUUGAGACUUGCCCAACAAAUGCUAAGGCCUGGUGCCAAUUUGCUGCUUGGAGUUAUCGGCAAGGACGGAAGGCAUCAGACUGGGAAGAGGACGGUUCUGUCCUUGCCAUGCCUUCAGAGGCAGAUCGUCAGAAACUUGCGUCAAUUUUGGAGGUGGAGAGCAAUGAGUUUUUAGUUUCGUCCAUCAUGACCAUUCUACACGAAAGAAGAAAGACAGAAUUAGACGACAAUCAACUUGGAGAUAUUCUGAAAAGCAUGCUAUCAUCAGUAGAAGAGGUUGACAAAAAAGUUUCUCAAAUUGUCUCAUUCUGGAGCCAGAGUUCAAAGAGUCACCUAUUUUACCAGUCGGCAGUGACUGCGUAUUUCAAUUUCUUGCAACUAUAUUCGCUUGAUGACAAAGAACUUGCGGAGGCAGCAUUGACAGCUACUCUGCGACUCUUGAGACUGAUCGUAAAACAUGCAACGUCAUUCCAAGAAGUACUGGAGAAAGGACUGGCAAGCACACCAACCGCUCCAUGGAAGGGAAUCAUUCCUCAGCUGUUCUCCAGACUGAAUCAUCCAGAGCCCUUUGUUAGAAGACGACUUUCAGAGUUGUUGUGCCGGCUUGCUUCAGACGCUCCUCACUUAAUUCUUUUCCCAGCUGUAGUUGGCUGUAGCACAGCAAGUAAAGGGCCCCAGAAAAAUGACAACUUGAUGGAGUCAUUUGUUCAAGACGAGGAGGACGACAUAGAAGAUGACGAAGAAGAGGAUGAGGAGCCUGAAGAUGAAUGCCAAAAUUCAGUUCUCAGAAGCUGCUUUUUGGCUAUGGUUGACACACUGAGCCAGCAGGCACCUGCAAGCAUCAACCAAGUGCGGCUGCUUGUGUCGGAACUGCGCCGCAUCACUGUUUUGUGGGAUGAGUUGUGGUUGGGGUGCCUCAGUCAGCACCAGCAGGAUGUAACACGAAGAUUGUACCAAUUGGAAACUGAACAGAAAAAGCUGGAGGAGAAUUCAAGCUUGGACGAAGCUACAAAAGUCCGACUCAUGAGAGAGAAAUACAACAUAGUUAUGAAGCCGGUGAUAAUCGUCCUUGAGCAGCUGGCAAAGUUGACUUCAUUGCCGGCAGAGACUCCUCACGAGAAGACAUUCCAGACCCUUCACAAAGAAAACAUUUCUAAGGCUCUUGAAGAACUGAAGAAUCCAUCGUUAACGGAAGAGUUGAAACCAGAGCAGUGCUGGCAGCAGUUCAAGGCUUUGCACGCCGAGCUGUUGAGGCAGUCGCAGAAAAAGGCUUACCAGAAUCUCAAACUGAGUGAGAUCAGCCCUCAACUUGCGAGUUUGAAAGACUCUGCAAUCACAAUGCCAGGACUAAGUCAGCCUAUGGUGACCAUUGCUGGAAUUGAAAACUCAGUGUCCAUCCUGCCAACAAAAACAAGACCCAAAAAACUUGCCAUGCAGGGUUCCGACGGAAAGUACUAUGUUUACUUAUUCAAAGGUCUUGAAGACUUGCAUCUAGACGAGCGAAUCAUGCAAUUUUUGAGCAUUACCAACACAAUGCUGCAGUCCAAGACGGGCCCUAAUUACCACGCCUGCUUCUAUUCUGUUGUCCCUCUUGGAAAUCGCAGUGGACUUAUUAGCUGGGUGGACGGCGUCCAGCCUAUCUUCAGCCUCUACAAACGUUGGCAGAUGCGAGAAGCGGCAGCAAAGCAACUUCGACAACAGCAAAUUUCCUCCUCGGCUCCCGUUGUGCCUCGACCUUCAGAGCUUUUCUACAGCAAACUUUCUCCUUUGUUGGCUGAGCAGAAUAUCCCGAUUGAGAACAGGAAGGAGUGGCCUCAUGCAAUGCUGAGGCAGGUUCUCGUUGCUCUCAUGAACGAAACUGCCAACGACCUCUUGGCAAAGGAGCUUUGGUGUACAAGCACAGAUUCGGGCAACUGGUGGACGGUCACCAAGACUUAUGCCAGAUCUGUGGCUGUAAUGUCAGUCAUUGGCUACAUCAUUGGCUUGGGAGACAGGCAUUUGGACAAUUUACUCGUCAACUUGACCACUGGAGAGAUCGUCCAUAUCGACUACAAUGUAUGCUUUGAAAAGGGACAAACGCUGCGUGUACCUGAAAAAGUUCCAUUCAGGCUGACACCAAAUCUUCAAACGGCUCUUGGAGUAACGGGCGUAGAGGGAAUUUUCCGCUUGAGUUGUGAACAUGUUUUGCGUACCAUGAAGUAUGGUAGAGAAACUCUUUUGACGCUGCUGGAAGCCUUUGUUUACGACCCAUUGAUUGACUGGACGCCAGACAAUGAAGCUGGCUAUACAGGUGCUGUGUUUGACGGUUUGAGUCAACGAACAGAGAUGGAGGUUCACAGACCGAGCAGGCGGGAGCUAGAGCGUGAAGCGGCUCUCGGAAUGCUGUCAGUGCGGGCGACUGAGAUUAAAGCUCCAUGGGGAAAGAACAAAGUCGAGUUGCUGGAGGCACGAACACACCUGUCUGAUAAGUUGCACAAGUGGAUACUGAUUUGCAUGGAGGUCCAGAAGAUACAGAAUGCUGUGCAAGAAGCUCACCAGCAAAUGUCUGUGUUGAAAGAAGCUGCUGCAGUUGGCCCCAACCAUCCAAUCUUUACACUGCAUGAACGAAAUGUUAAUUACAUGAGAGUGGAGGGUGCUUUAGCAAAUGUUGAGGUGCAGCUGAGGAAAACGUUAGAAGAAACAAAGACAAAUAUAAGCCGCAUCCAGUCUGCUGUCAUUGCCAUCAAGACCACAGGCGAGGUUAGGCUUUGGGCCAACGAGCUUCAGGCAAUCAAUCAGAUUGAGAGCCAAGAGCUCUUUGACUUGGUACGCGAAUUCCUUAAUUCAGCUGGCCAAUCAUCGAUUCUGGAACAGUGUGAACGUGUUGAGCGCCAGUACAUCACAAUUGUGCAGCAAAUGCAAAAUACCCUGCGCGGGGGCUUGGACUUAUUGGGGCAAUUUGGAAUAAUUUCUUCUCUGCUGUCACCAGCUCAACUGCAAUGCCAACACACAAGCCUACAUGCCAAAAUUGCCGAAGACCUUCUGCAGAACUUGAGUGCGGAGCGGUGUCGAGUGGCCAUGUCACAACUCAACAAACAUGCUAUGCAAGUGAAUCUUCCACCCAUGGAGUACUUGGUCAACUACCAAGCCCAGCUGCAGGUUGCCACCAAACAUGCUGCGGCUCGUCUGCAGAAGCUGUACAAAAAGUCCGAGGAAGAACCCAGAUUGCAGUUGGCGAUGAUGAAAGAGCAGCUGCUGCAGCUCACGGAAGAGAACGGAAAAGCUGUCGCAAUUGCAGUUGCACAAAAAUUGUCUGCACUAAACACAAGCAUCUUGGCGCUUGAAGCUGCUGCUGCAAAUACAGGAGAAAGUCUAGUCGAUUUGACUCUGAGAGAGGGUGAGUGGUUUUUGGACAAGAUGGUUCAAAUCAGCGGGUUAUCUGUCGAGCUGGCGCAAGUUUUGCCCAUGAUCCAGCCACAUUCUGACAUACUUGGCAAUGCAAUUGCUUGUCUGGUGGCAAGCAAUGCUGUAUAUAGAGAUUUAGAGGAGUUGAUUUGGAACACCAGCAGUAUUAUCGCUCCCGAAACAGUCAGUGCGUUAACAACUGAGGAACCGUCGGUCAUUGCUGCUGUUGUUGGGCUGAGAGAUUUGAUUGCAUCUGCCGGGCGUCCAUUAACUGACAUUGCCAAAGAGCUGGAGGUCAACUUGAAAUAUCUAGCUUUGGAACUACCUGUACCCCAUCCAAAAUCUCAAGAGAUUUGUUCCAUUUUGAGAAGCAACUUUUCCAGUUUGAUUCAUCAAGAUCUGAGUGAGCAUUUGAGCCCAGGACAAAAACUGCUUAUGGGCUUCAGCGGACUUUUUGAACGUCUUCAGAAAGAUGCCAGAAAGCUUAUGGCUGCUUUGCGGAUUGUCAAUGUUCCACAAUCAUGGCUGAGCUUCGAUCAACUGAACAAAGCAAGAGGCCUGAGUUGGACAGUGAGAAGAGAGUUUUCCCUGAGCCUCGUUGAGGACAUGUUCCUGGUAAAGAUGCUGCAAGUGAUGUUUGACGUCUUUUCCUUGGCGCAGCAAUCUGCUCACGCCUUCCAUGGACUUCAAGAAAUUGCUGUUUCCAACCUGAUCAGUGAUGAAAACCUCAUUCAGCCUGUCAAGCGUUACUGCGCCGAUUUCAUUCGCCUGCAACUGAUAGGUCUUCAGCCUGAAGCCGUAAUUGUGCUUGUGUGCACCGCUGUGGAAGAAAUACUUGGUGUGAACCUGACAGAGAUGGUUGAACAGAAAGAGGUUGGAGCGGAAAGCAGGGUCAGUCUCGAAGACAUCUUUGCGUCGUUGGCAACCAUCGAGAGUCAGCGGCCGUUGACCCUGCUAGGAGAAAUGGAGUUGGGCUGGCGAAACAAAGAGUCUUUUGCUCUGGUCAAAAAAGAACUGAACGCUGCUCAGGCCUACUAUCAGCAGUUGCAACUGAAGAUGACGGUGCAUGCUUGGAUUAAUGACUUCCCACAGACUGGUCGACCUGUGUUUGUGGCAAAUUUGAAUAAAACAUUGCGGAACAUCAUCGCACUCCAACCAGGUCUGAUCGAGGUAGCUGAGCAGCACAAAUCUCUUGUUGAAAACAUUGUUCAAAGGUUGAAAUGGGCUGCUGGCGCUAACCCAACUUUGGCUGAGGUUUUGGCCGCUUUUAAAAAUUCGAGCUCUGGAAGGACGGAGAAAUUGCUUGGGCUGCAAGUGUUGUCCUCCAAAAUUGUGACUGCCUGCUCUGGAAUUCUGCACCUGGAAAGCCUGAGAAACAACACUCAAGAGGCUCUGGCUGUCAACACCAGUUUGCUGCAACUUCUCGGCAAGUGCGAGCAAAACCUUGUUGUUGUCGAAGCAGCCGGUCCGUACUCAUUGACGUCCGUGGAAAAAAAUCUAGCCAAGUUACUGGUUCCCAAUCAAUCUGUGGAUACAGCGUGGCUUCAGAGUGCUGAGAAGCAAGUUUCAAACCAGAUAAUUAACAGCACUACCCAGUUGAUGUCUGAGAAGACCAAGCAAAGCGCAGCCUUUGCUGAAAUUAAGAGCACCACUGCCGAGCUCAGGUCGGUGCUGACAAACCACCACAGCCUCAUGAGCAGCGUGAGACCAUUGCUGAGGACAUUGGCUAAGCCUGGGGAAGGACGAGAGACGCUUGGCAAGUACGUGGGUCAAUACAAAAAUUUUUCGGAGGAGUUUUCUGCUGUUGUCCAGUGCUUGGCCCUGGACGAACUUGACCCCAACCAAGGAAAAGCUCUUCUACAUCAACUCAGUGCACUGGAGAAAAUGAUUGACGAUGUUUACAACGGACUAAUGGACAUACCAGCUUUGAGCCAAUCUGAAGAGCACAUAAGACACUCAUUUGUGCGCCAGGAUAGUAUUGCAAAUCAAGAAACAAUCCCAGGAACUGAAAAGCAGAAAAUUCCCCAAGAGAGGAAUGCAUUUGCCAUGGGUGUACUGCGGAGAGUGAAGGCCAAGCUAGAAGGCAGAGAUCUCGAUCCAGGCAAAGCCAUGUCUGUGCAAGAGCAGGUGGAGCUGAUCAUCAGCGAGUCGACCAGUCUGGACAACCUGUGCCAGCACUACGAAGGAUGGACACCGUGGGUGUGAAGCAGAACCUGCCGCGCGCCCGACCGUGGCUUUGAUUUUCCCGCAGAAACACAAAUCCAGACACGCAAGGCAUCAAGAGGUCUCGGUGGCCACCGCUGGUCACAUCCCAGCAUGGGCCGUUCGAUCGAGAGCACUUUGGAGUGCAGAUUCCUCUCCUUACAGCUCUGGAGCAUUUUCUUGCAACUCCGCGCAGAGUUUUGAAAGAAAACAUAUAAUUACUAAUCUAAAAAUAUUUUUUUGAACAUUUCCUAUUUCCCACUGUAGUCCUUCUUGCUUCCACGAUAAGGAUUCGACAAAACUUAAAUAAUUGUUUAGUAGUGCAAAAAAAGCAUUUCUUUUAAUUUUUGCUUUGUCUUUUUACUUUUAAUUGCCCCAUUUUUAGUGAGUAGGUUGGUAGCUUGUGUCUCAACAAUGAAAUCUGUCAAAACUUGCCUUCUGUUUCGCUUGUGUUAAAAUACAUGUAGAUGGAGAAAAACAUAAAAAUAAAAGUUUCAAUAUAUCUCAUUGACAAUUUUGAA